AAAAAAAAAAAAAAAAUCGGUGGGAAACAGAAGUACAAAACCACAUGGGUCAAAAACAAAACCCAAAAACCCCAUAUCAUGUUCAUAUUCAUAUUCAUAUAUUCAUAUUUCAACACUUCAACAAUUAAAAAGAAUUGAAUUCAUGUUCAUAAUUCUCUCAAAAACAUGAAAACCACUAUCUUCAUAUUAUCUAUCUUCUUCUCCAUCACUUUUAUUCUAGCAACUGAUACAAUCACAUCAACAAAACCCCUUAACAUAAAUCAAACACUAGUUUCAAAAAGUGAGGUUUUUGAAUUGGGCUUUUUUGAUCUGGGCGACAAUAAUCUAUACAUAGGCAUUUGGUACAAGCAAAUUCAGAAGAGAACAUAUGUUUGGGUAGCAAACAGAGACACACCCAUUACUUCAUCGUACGGAAAGUUAACAAUCGGCGAAAACCACAACAUCGUACUAGUUAACGAAGCCGGUUUGGUCUGGUCGUCGAACUCGUCGGUUUCGAAUGCGAAAGUGGUGGCUCAGCUUUUGGAUUCUGGUAACUUUGUUUUGAGAAUGGAAGGUGAUGAGGAUGUAGAGAAUUAUAUGUGGCAAAGUUUUGAUGACCCGACGGAUACUUUGUUACCCGGGAUGAAACUCGGGUGGGACCGGAAAACCGGGGUGAAUCGGUUUUUGCGGUCGUGGAAAACGAAUACUGAUCCCGGUUCUGGUGAUUAUUCAUUUAAAAUGAAUAUAGAUGGUUUCCCCGAGGUUUAUUUAACCUCGGGGAAAAGGACUGUGUACCGUAGUGGGCCAUGGAAUGGGAGAAGGUUCAGCGGUGUACCCGAGAUGAAAGGCGUGAGCGAAAUCGUGUUCGAGUUUCAGAACAACUCUGACGAGGUUUUAUACUCGUUUGAGAUGUCGAAUCAUUCGGUUUAUUCGAGGUUGGUUAUGAGUGCCUCGGGUAAGCUCGAGAGAUUCACGUGGAUUGAAUCAUCUGGCACGUGGACCGAAUACUGGUUCGCUCCACGUGACGUGUGUGAUGAUUAUAAAAAAUGUGGGCCGUUUGGCGUUUGCAAUGCAAACGCCUCGCCAGUUUGCGAAUGUAUGAAGGGGUUUCGGCCGAAAAACCAACAGGCGUGGGAUUUACGAGACGGGUCGGACGGGUGUGGGCGGACCUCCGUGUUGGAUUGCGGGUCGGAUGAGUUUUCGUUACUGAAGAACAUGAAAUUGCCGGAGAGUUCGAAAGCGGUUGUUGACCGGUCAAUGAAUUUGAGUUCUUGUGCUGCAAGUUGCAAGAGAAAUUGUUCUUGUGCAGCUUAUGCUAGUAUGGAUAUUACUGAAGGCGGGUCGGGUUGUGUGAUAUGGGCCGUGGAUCUUUUGGAUAUGAGACAGUAUGCUGAUUCUGAAGGUGGACAAGAUCUUUACGUCAGAGUUGCAGCUUCUGAUUUAGAUCAAUCACCAACUACCGGAACUUCUACAAGUGGCUCGAGCAGCAAUGUUGGAAAAAUCGUCGGCAUUACUGUUAGUACAUGUGCAGUUAUAAUUAUUUUACUCGUAGUCCUUUACCUAAGGAGGAAGAAAAUACAAAGGUUGAGGAAUUCAAGCAUACAUAGAAAAGGUCAAUAUGAAAGAAGCCAAGAUUACUUGAUGAGCGAGCGGAUUAUUGUGCAAAGUAAAAAGGAAUAUUCUGGUGAAACGAAGAUCGCUGAUGACCUUGAAUUACCCUUGUUUGACUUUUCGACUUUGGCUAUCGCCACAAACAAUUUUUCUGAUGAAAAUAAACUCGGGCAAGGUGGGUUCGGCUGCGUUUACAAGGGUAUUUUAAUGGAAGGUGAAAUCAUAGCUGUUAAAAGGCUUUCAAGAACUUCGGGCCAAGGUAUCGAAGAACUUAAAAAUGAGGUUCUAUUAAUCGCAAAACUUCAACAUAGAAACCUCGUUCGACUACUAGGUUGUUGUAUUGAGGUCGAAGAAAAGUUGUUGGUUUAUGAGUACAUGGAACACAAAAGUCUCAAUACGAUUCUUUUCGAUAAAGAGAAAAGCGCAUGGCUUAAUUGGCAAAAACGAUUCGAUAUCAUAUCUGGGAUAGCUCGAGGACUUCUUUAUCUUCAUCAAGAUUCAAGACUGAGAAUUAUUCAUCGAGAUCUUAAAGCCAGUAAUGUUUUACUAGACACGGAAAUGACCCCGAAAAUAUCAGAUUUUGGUAUGGCAAGAAUUUUCGGAGGAGAUCAAACCGAAGCGGAAACAAAGAAAGUGGUUGGAACACAUGGUUAUAUGUCGCCAGAAUAUGCAAUGGACGGUCUUUUCUCAAUAAAAUCAGAUGUAUUUAGUUUUGGGGUUUUGGUGCUUGAGAUAGUGAGCGGUAAAAAGAAUAGAGGAUUCUACUACGCGAGUAACCAACUUAACCUCCUCGGGCACACAUGGAACUUAUGGACACAAGGCAAGGCUUUGGAACUACUAGACGAAUCGAUAGGGGCCGAAUUUUCAAACGACGAAGUAUUGAGAUGUAUACAAAUCGGAUUAUUAUGUGUUCAAGAACACGCCGAAGAUAGACCAAAUAUGUCUAAAGUGUUGUUGAUGUUGAGCAGUGACGCUGUGAACCUGCCACAACCGAAAUACCCUGGAUUUUGUCUUGGAAAACGACAUUCGGAAAUAGAGUCUUCGAGCAAACAUGAUGAAUCUCUAACCAUUAACGGAGUAACCGUUACGAUACUAGAUGGUAGGUAGCCGAAACCGGGUUAGCCACCAUCUUAUACCGAUUGUAUAUUGUGUUUCUUUCUCUUUUUAAAGGUAUUUUUGUGUAUUCUUUGGUUUUUUUUAAUGAGAUAAGAGAACUUCAUGUCUUCAUGUCAUAUUUUACACAGCCAUUGAAUGCUUAUA
Helianthus annuus (common sunflower) is the source of this 2850-nucleotide messenger RNA. RefSeq names its product receptor-like serine/threonine-protein kinase SD1-8. The record is from RefSeq and is a predicted model, not a curated record. Gene Ontology annotation, biological process: protein phosphorylation; recognition of pollen. The coding region runs from base 166 to 2697 and encodes 843 amino acids. The transcript is spliced from 7 exons. Gene Ontology annotation, molecular function: ATP binding; protein serine/threonine kinase activity. NCBI's taxonomy places the organism in Eukaryota, Viridiplantae, Streptophyta, Magnoliopsida, Asterales, Asteraceae.